GGGGUUCAUUUGAAAAAUUCACUCGACGGCCAUGGCUGCUCGUUCUGCGGUUGUGGCGGCUUCGACCUUGGUUCGCUCUUCUCUUCGUUCUCCGGCGCCCAGUUUGAUCGCCCGCCGUGGUCUUUCCGGCGGCGGAGAUCAUCAUGGGCCUCCGAAAAUUAACUUUUGGCAAGACCCGCUAAGCCCAUCAAAAUGGAAGGAAGAACAUUUUGUGCUUGUCAGUUUAAGUGGUUGGGGUUUGCUGAUCUAUGGAGGAUUUAAACUUUUUGGUGGGAAAAAGGAAACAAAAGAGGUAGUGGCAGAAGUCAAGCACUGACUUAUUUGGGCUGGAUAUGCUUUGUUUUUUAUUUUAAAAUCUUAAUGAUAAACCACUUUCUGGAAUGUGCAACCUCUUGAAAGGCUCUUUCUUCAUUUAAAUCUGUUAGCUUUUGAGCAGUCCAUGAUGGACUUGAUUUGGAACAACGGAUAAAAUUUGGUUUCUUGUAGUGCCAUUGAACACUUGAUGUGUACAAGCCGCUUUCUGUUCGUCAGUUUGCAUCUCUUAUCAAUAAAUUGUCAUGAAAACCUAUUGGUAUCAUUGCUUUAUCA
Messenger RNA from Dioscorea cayenensis subsp. rotundata (Guinea yam), 588 nucleotides. RefSeq lists its product as uncharacterized. The record is from RefSeq and is a predicted model, not a curated record. Lineage: Eukaryota; Viridiplantae; Streptophyta; Magnoliopsida; Dioscoreales; Dioscoreaceae. Bases 32 to 316 code for a protein of 94 amino acids. The transcript is spliced from 4 exons.